UGUUAUAACUUUUCUCAUGCCAUUGCCCCUCCAUGACCAACCAAGAGCUAAUCCAUACUCUACGCUAGAAAUUCAGCUAUUAAAAACCUUCAACAAACCUUCAAUUAGUCUUCCAUCUUCUUAUUUUCACUCUUUUCCUUCUUCUAUCUUCGUAAACAUGAGCAGUGAAACACCAGUGCCCGCAAAACUAGCCAUCCCAUGGAGGACACGACUGGUCCUUACAAUGAUCUCAGCGGCAACAGAUCUGUCACGACGUUCAAACGGCACCAUAAACAGACGUUUGCUUAAUCUCCUUGACUUCAAGUCCUCUCCUUCCCCUAAAAAACCCAUUCGCUCCAUCAUCUCUUCUGAUAUCACCGUGGACCCCACCAGCAACCUCUGGUUCCGCCUCUACACCCCGGAAAAUAGCGGGGUUGACGGUACCGACACUGCCUCUUUGCCUGUUGUGGUAUUUUUUCAUGGAGGUGGGUUUUCUUUCCUAAGUGCCGCGACAAGUUCGUACGACGCCGUUUGUCGCAGGUUUGCACGUAUAUUUCCUGCUAUUGUUCUUUCAGUUAAUUACCGUCUUACGCCAGAACAUCGAUUUCCCUGUCAAUACGAUGAUGGUUUUGAGGUGCUUCGGUUCCUAGACAACGAUCGAGCCAGUGGGUUACUGCCACCUAAUGCAGACUUGUCUAAGUGUUUUCUGGUUGGAGAUAGUGCCGGGGCAAAUUUGGCCCAUCACGUUGCGGUUCGGGCUUGUCGGGCUGGGUUUCAGAAUGUUAAGGUAAUUGGACUGGUUUCCAUUCAGCCGUAUUUUGGCGGGCAAGAGAGGACCGAGUCGGAACUCCAACUGGUUGGAUACCCGUUCGUGACUGUGGAACGAACCGAUUGGUGCUGGAGAGUGUUUUUGCCUGACGGAUCGGACCGGGAUCACUAUGCAGUGAAUGUGAGCGGACCGAAUGCCGAGAACAUCUCGGAUUUGGAUUUUCCGGAUACAAUUGUGAUUGUUGGUGGGUUCGACCCGUUAAAAGAUUGGCAAAGGAGGUAUUAUGAGUGGUUAAAGAGAUCCGGGAAAGAGGCUACCUUAAUUGAGUAUUCAAAUAUGUUUCACGCCUUUUAUAUCUUCCCGGAGCUGCCCGAGUCUUCAAAAUUAUUCUCGGAGGUCAAAGAAUUUGUUGCCAGGAGACUGUCUAAGCUAUAAGCCUAUAAGGAAAACAAUCGUACGCCCGCCCUCCAUGAAUCGAAAGCACUGCAUUCUUAGUUUUUGGGGUCAUUGUCAUUGGGCAGAUGCAUCGCGAGGUGCUAAAAUGCCUAGGAAUUCCAUCAUUAUGCACAGUUACUGCGGGUUCAUAUGGGACUUCGUGGCUUUUAUGUUGAGAUUUUUUGUUUUAAAGUAAUAGCAAGUUGUCGUUUGGAUUUUCGAAAAAGGGCAAAAUAUCACAUGUCUGCACUAGCUAGCUAGUAUCUCUGUGCUACCUCUUGUAUCUUUCGGGGACAUCUUGCCCAACCGUGGGGGAAAAGAAGAUGAUAGCAAUGUCAAUGUAACACUUUUAUUACUCUAUAAUAAAAGAGGGCAGGCUUUCAAUGUG
This is a messenger RNA of Populus euphratica (Euphrates poplar), 1571 nucleotides long. RefSeq names its product carboxyesterase 18 (gene CXE18). Lineage: Eukaryota; Viridiplantae; Streptophyta; Magnoliopsida; Malpighiales; Salicaceae. The record is from RefSeq and is a predicted model, not a curated record. Gene Ontology annotation, biological process: pollen tube growth. The transcript has a single exon. The coding region runs from base 17 to 1183 and encodes 388 amino acids. Gene Ontology annotation, molecular function: carboxylic ester hydrolase activity.